AUGACUCAACUGAGGUAAGUAACGGAGAAACCGAGGUUUAAACACACUAAAAAGUGAUGAUCAAUUCAUGACAAGAUUGAUAUUGUCCAGUUAGUUGGAGGCAGCUGAAGAGGUCUCAUGUUAACUUCAAGUUUGAGUUUUCAAAACUACACAUCAAAAAAGUCAUGAUUUGUCUGUUUGCCUAACAGACCAUUAGAUUUGGGCUCUCAGUAGUUGUCAGUUAAAACAUUUUCUCAUUUUAGGCUAUUAAACAGCUAAAGAUCCCAGAACUUGAAUUUAUUGCUCUUCAUUUUAGAUGGACAACUUUCAACCAAAGGGCAGUGCGGCCAUAACUUAUCAUAGAAUCUUAUCAUAUAUAGAACAACAAGAUGGAAAGAGAAAUCAGUUUUUCGAAUAUUUGGCAAAAAUACAAUGUGAAUGAUUAGUUUGUCUGAAGUGGCAAAAGGAGGCUGACUGGUGUUGAAUAAACCAGCAGUAAAAAGAGAGCCAUUGGGAAGUCCUGAAAGGUUAUUAAGCUGUAAAAUUUUGGCAUUGGUCAGUUGUUGACUCUGCAGACCUCAGUGCACGUUAUUGUGUCAUAAAUAAUCUUACACUGGAGAGAUCGGCGUCACGAGUUAUAAAUCUGUGGCUACAAAUGUGCAGGAUGAGAGCGCCUGUCAUGAGGGGUGUUUUGGUUUCUCUUUUGUACAAUAAGAGGAGGCUAAGAUGCUUUGUACAUCUUUAUAUACAGUCACUCUUCUGCACACGAUAACACAGCCUAAACCAGCCAUCAGUUAGGUCGUCCCUCUCUCCUGGAUGUGCAUGUCUUUUAACAGUUUCUGUUUUGUUGAGAUCAACAUGGCAGCAGACGCUUAAUCACAGUCACCGAGGCCAAAGUGAAGUCCUAUUGAUCCAUGCAGAGAAGAAGUUGCUCCCGUAUUAUGCUUAUCUGUCCUGUUAGCUUGUGCAUGUGGGUUUAAACACCUGAAAGGCAGCAGGAUGUGAAGCAGCACUCAGACUGGUUUUCUGUCUGUCUGUGGUCCAUAAACUCCAGGUAGACACAUGAACACACUGCUUGUUUGGAGUGUGUGUAGACUGAGAGACGGCAGUGUUCAGAUCUGAGUAUUUAUGUGUGUAACUCUAUGCCAGUGUGUAGUCAAACUGGCCUUUCUCCAGCCCAUCCAGGCCGUCAGCCCAGGUGGAGGUGGGCAUGCUCCGGUACGGGUCCAAGAGGAUCCGGAAGCAUCUCACAAUGAGGAUGAGGAGGAAAACAAAGAGGAAGAAGACCAAGGCAAAAGUUGUCUUCUGCUCCAGGGACAUGGCAGCGAUGGCCGAAUCCGAAGAGGAGGAGGAAGAAGAGGAAGAGGAGGAGGAUGAGGAGGAAGAUAGGGCUACAAAGUGUCCCCCAGCAGAAUACAGCAGAGAGGAGAGGGCAGAGGUGAAGGGCUCUCCCUCCAUCAUCCGGGAAGAGAAAAGAGAGGAGGGAGCAGGACAGCAGCUCUGCAGCUCCCACAAGGGGCGCUGUGGCAUCGUCUUUGCACUGGCCUGA
Molecule: messenger RNA, 1528 nt
Organism: Xyrichtys novacula (pearly razorfish)
Lineage: Eukaryota; Metazoa; Chordata; Actinopteri; Labriformes; Labridae
Source: the annotation of a GenBank genome assembly